AUGGUCCUUGAAAUCAUUGCAUACAUAUAUCAUACAUAUCAUUGCAUAAACAUGUUUCAUAGCAGGUUUCUUAUCUUCUUCGAUGUUUAUUUCAGCAGUAAAGAAAUGGCUCUCGAACAAAUAGUGAAGGAUCUACAAACUCAAAAUGCUCAGUUUCAACAAAUGAUCAUGGCCCUGGCCAAGGGGCAGGAGGAACUGAAAGCCCUGAUUGUUAAAGAAAAGACCAAGAAGCCAAAGAAGCCAGCUGGUGUGGUGAACUUGGGAAGGAGGUUCAGAGGAUCGUUAAGGCAGGUUGUAGAACUAGCAUCUUCAUCAAAAGAGGAGACAAUCAAGAAGGAGAAAAAAGAGAGGAAGACCCCAGUCCAAGGGAAUCUGAUAAUGAGAUUGACUAUAAUGAGGAGCAGUAUCCUUCGGCCGAUGAAAAAUACAAACAGUUGGAGGAUCGUCUGA
Messenger RNA from Vicia faba (fava bean), 450 nucleotides. The record is from the annotation of a GenBank genome assembly. NCBI's taxonomy places the organism in Eukaryota, Viridiplantae, Streptophyta, Magnoliopsida, Fabales, Fabaceae.